Molecule: messenger RNA, 435 nt
Organism: Arabis nemorensis
Lineage: Eukaryota; Viridiplantae; Streptophyta; Magnoliopsida; Brassicales; Brassicaceae
Source: the annotation of a GenBank genome assembly
AUGGUUAAGGCCAAGUUUAAGAGGGUCAACUACACCGAUUUGCCCAAAAGAGUCCUGCUCCGGGUAAGGGGACUGAUGCAGCCGCUAAAUAAGCCGGACCUUCUACUGCCACUCAAGGGGACCAAGAAGGCUAUUGAGACUUCCCUCACUGCGAAGAAGGCUGGAAAACGCGUGGCAGACCCUCCUGUUGAGACCGCAAAAAAGGUUUCUGAGGAGGUCGGGAAGAAGAGGCCUACGGAGUCCGCUAUUGAGGGGUCGAAAAAGAAGCAGCGCAUCGUGGAAUCGACGCAGAAGACCGCGGCUGAAGAGGUCGCUGCUAUGGGUUCCGAAGGGAAUCCGUCGACCUACGAUCUUUCGUUCAACUUUAAGUCAAAAAUAUCAUAUUGCGACUAUUCCGCAGGCCUGCGCCGAGCUAUGCUCCAUGAUCCCGUGUAG